Bombus pascuorum is the source of this 1611-nucleotide messenger RNA. RefSeq names its product odorant receptor 24a-like. Lineage: Eukaryota; Metazoa; Arthropoda; Insecta; Hymenoptera; Apidae. Gene Ontology annotation, cellular component: plasma membrane. The coding region runs from base 31 to 420 and encodes 129 amino acids. The record is from RefSeq and is a predicted model, not a curated record. The transcript is spliced from 4 exons. Gene Ontology annotation, biological process: sensory perception of smell; detection of chemical stimulus involved in sensory perception of smell. Gene Ontology annotation, molecular function: odorant binding; olfactory receptor activity.
GCAGAGGAAGUACUAAAUAAUUUUCGUAUUAUGGUACUUUUUUCAAUAAUAAUAAGCACACUUGUCUUGACUUUUGGUGGAAUUAUAUUAAUUGUGAAUUCACCGCUACUUCUAAAACUGCAGUUCGUAAUCGUAUCUCUCACUGUACUUACGGAAGUUUUCAUGUACGCAUGGCCUGCUGACCACUUAAGAGAAAUGAGCACAAAUGUUUCACGAAGUGCAUACAACUUGAUAUGGUAUAAACAGACGUUAGAAAUACAAAAAAAUUUACUGAACGUAUUAGUAUUUCAAGAACCAGUAACUUUGUCUGUCAGUUGCGUGUUGCCAGAGCUCUCUCUCCGUUAUUAUUGUUCGUAUCUAUCCAAUGCCAUGUCCAUCUUCACCGCUUUGCGUGCCGCGAUAGGAGAUAAUUCUACAUAAGCGUAUCAAGAGUAUUAAUUUUAUCUUAUAAUGAAGUUUUCGUUACGAUCAUGAUUAGCAUCACGAUUAUGAAGUAAGUUCCGCAAUAAAUAAAAUGUCAAAGCUAUAAUAUCGGUGGAAACUAAUUGUAAUACUUAUAUCAAAUUUUGAACUUGUUGCGUAAUACACAAAUAUAUGAAUAAACAGGAAUCACUGUUAGAAAAUGUGACUCUGUAUAUUGUAACAGUUACAUUACUUAUAAUUAGUUACGUUAUUGAUGCUAGUUAAAAUUCUUGUUCCAUUAUUCGUAAUACUAUGAUUAAUACAAAGUGUUUGUCGUAACAAUCGGAUACUUCACAUCUGUUAUAGCUGAGUGUAUAUGUCGAAGGUUGAUAUAGCAUUUAGUGUGAAGCUUAGGGUAUUACCCUUAGCUGUAAGAGUAAAGGUAGCAGCUGAUAGGGCCGUUUGCAUUACAUGAUACUGUUACAAUGCUCCCGCACCAAAUAUUUAUCACAUUUCUUUCAAAUAGUACAUUGUCGAUGAGUAAAAAUAGUGCAGCUUCCAACAUUGACGCAGUCCACCGUGCCUUCCGGAGAAUGCAUUUAGUGGGGUGACAGUACAUACUACACUGAUGCUGUGCAGAUUGUGUUUAUCAAAUUAUGUGUAUUCAAAUUAUAAUUUGAAUUUUUAUUAUUGCUUUGUGGUAGUACCUUCUUUUUGGAUUGUCAUGUGCUAGAAGAUUGUAUCAAACGCUUUAAGCUUAUUCGUAAAGUUUUGUAGAAAUAAUAUCUAUUUACUUCACGGUACUUACAAGCUAUUAAAGAAAAUUCAUUUUGUAACUACAUAAAUCUUUUUUAUUUGUUGUGUAUUAUCAUUAUUGUCGUUAUUCAAGUAAAUGCUACUAUAUAACCAGAAUCAUUAAAAGAUAAUAGGAUACUGUAAAUAUUUUUAAUGAACUAAGUUAUUCUGUUAGCAAAAUGUAAAAUUGCGCUUCUAUAUCUAUAGAGAACAGGGACAAAAAUAAACAGUUAAUUUUCAUUUCUUGAAAAAUUUUGUUCAAACUUAUAUGUCCGUCUAAAAAAAUAUCUGUUCCUGUGGAGUCGUUAUGGAAAGUAAUAUUAUCCGUAGAAACUUCCUUAAAAAGUUUUCUCGAGAUAUUUUAGAUUCCGUUUAAUGAAAAUUUCGUAGAAAUACGUUAUUUUAGGACGUACA